GCGCUGGGUUCAGGUUCCGGGUCGCCGCCGAACUCCAGGCCUGUGGAUCGCGCGCAGCGCUGUGCGGAAGUCCGCGCCAGCCAGGCGCCGUGCGGCGGCCCGGAUGGAGGAGGCCGGAGCGGCGGUGGCCACGGCCGGAGAGGCUGAACUAAACUGGUCCCGCCUCAGCGUGUCCGCCGAGACGCUUGAGUCGGAACUGGAGGCGCGAGGCGAGGAGCGGCGCGGCUCUCGAGAGGCGCUGCUGAGGCUGCUGCUGCCCCACAACCGUCUGGUGUCGCUGCCACGGGCUCUGGGCAGUGGCUUCCAGCAUCUCCAGUUGCUGGACGUGAGCGGAAACGCGUUGACCGCGCUGGGACCAGAACUGCUUGCGCUGACUGGUCUGCGCACGCUGCUGGCCAGGAACAACAGACUCAGCGGGCCGGGCGCUCUACCCAAGGGCCUGGCCCAGUCGCCGCUCUGCCGCAGCCUCCAGGUGCUCAAUCUCAGCGGCAACUGCUUCCAGGAGGUGCCUGCCUCGCUGCUGGAGCUGCGUGCGCUGCAGACCCUCAGUCUGGGCGGCAACCAACUGCAGAGCAUCCCGGCCGAGAUCGAGAACUUGCAGAGUUUAGAGUGUUUAUAUCUUGGAGGAAACUUCAUCAAAGAAAUCCCACCAGAAUUAGCAAAUCUGCCUUCUCUGACUUACUUGGUAUUAUGUGACAACAAAAUCCAAAGUGUGCCUCCUCAACUUUCACAGCUGCAUUCACUUCGUUCCCUCAGUCUCCACAAUAACUUGCUGACAUACCUGCCUCGAGAGAUCCUCAACCUUAUUCAUUUGGAAGAGUUGAGUUUACGAGGAAAUCCACUGGUUGUUCGUUUUGUCAGAGAUUUAACAUAUGACCCUCCAACUCUCCUGGAAUUAGCUGCACGGACCAUUAAGAUCCGAAACAUUUCCUACACUCCCUAUGAUCUCCCUGGGAAUCUUCUUAGAUACUUAAGUUUAGCCAGCAAUUGCCCAAAUCCAAAGUGUGGAGGAGUCUACUUUGACUGCUGUGUCAGACAAAUUAAAUUUGUGGACUUCUGUGGGAAGUAUCGCCUCCCACUGAUGCACUACUUGUGUUCACCAGAAUGCUCUUCCCCCUGCAGUUCUGCCUCUCACAGCUCCACUUCCCAGAGUGAAUCUGACUCAGAGGACGAAGCUAGUGUUGCCGCACACAGGAUGCAAAAAGUUCUUCUUGGUUGAACAGAAGUAUACAGGAUGUUGUGAAAUACUUCAAAAAAAAAAAAAAAAUGAGCAAAGGUGAUUAGAAAAUAGUUAGAAGUUGACUAGAAAUCUUAUUAUCUUCAUCUUGAAUGUCCAUGAAAGAAUCUGAGAUGGUGUGAGAGAUUUUGUUUCAUCUACCCAUUUAGCAGGAAUGAGUUUAGUACCAUGUUUAGAUUUUUUUAAUAUAAUUUACUCCAAAUGGCUUUUCCAAAUUUGGCAGAUUAUUUGAAAUUUCACUCAAGUUUUGCAUGAAUCACAGCAGAAUGGUAUAUUCUGAAGUGCAGUGGUAUAAUAAGGCCCUGAGUAUGAAACUUGUGGCAGGUGAGAUGAAGAAAGUAAGAAAUUAUCAAAGCUAUAAUUAUUACCGGGUUAUCCUUGGGUUUAGGCUGAACAUUGUACACCAAACAGGAUUAGCCCUUUGCUUAUUUUGCCCAUAUGUCUAGAUUCCAGACCAUAUAAGCUCACAGAUGGUUACAUAGGACCUAAACCUUUCUGACCAACUAACUGGUAAAGUAAGGGAUAUAACUUGUCAGUGGGAUAACUCUUCAUUUCUUCCUCUUUGUUCUAUAUGAUUGUUAUUAACCUUUUAUAGUCUAGCAGUCACUUGUUUUAGUGCCUUAAUCCUAGCAAGAAUAUGGAAACUAACUCAGAUAAUGCCAGAGGAGCCUAAACCUAACAUACUAUGCAAGACACUUCAAAAUACGCUUUAACAGAACUAUGUAAACAACUGUGUAACUAACAGCUGAGCUCAUGGCCACCUUAACUUCCUUUUUUUUUUUAAGUGUGCAGUGGUCCCUUGUAAGGAAAUCACUUUUUACGGUUAAUGGGAGGCUACCACCUUAAUCAGCCUGUUCCUUUUAAGACAGACUAAUACUUUAAACAAAAAUUUAGAAAAGAUGUAAGCCAAGAAAACUUCUUUAUUGUGAGUGACGGGGGAAAAUUUAACUUUUUAACAGUCAAAUGUGACUCCUUUGUAUUAUGUACUAAGCUGUAACUUUUUUACAUUCUAAAGUAAAAUGAAUACAACUAGAAAAACAUGGCAGUGAAGCUAAAUAAAGUUAGGAGCAGGAGUCAUUGUGUUCAUACACAAUAGAAUACCAAAACUAGUUUAAUGGUAGAAUGCAUUUUGAAAAUAAAAUAUUGGUAGAAUAGGAAAAAAAAAUUUUAAAUGUAUCCUUGAAGUAUAGGAGAAAAAUAGUUUUAAAAAUUACCAAAUUUUUAUUUACUGCUUAUUAUCAAUAAAUUGAUAUUACAAAAUACACAAUACUUUCUAAUCAUCAUUAGCUAACCAACCUAUGUAACAUGAUUGCUAGUUGGCAAACGUUAAAUAUACAGGCACAUUGCAUUAGAGCCUCAUGAUCUCUUUUGAUUUCUGGCAUUCAUGACUGGGCACAUCAUUUCUUAAAAGCUAAUUAUUGUAUAAUAUAUAUGUGUGUUAGGUUUUUUUUCAUAUAUAUUUUUUACUUUAGAAGAAAGUAUAGUAUAGGAUAUUCAGGGUGUGUUUGUUUGUUUGUGUGUUAAUUCAUGAAACAUGAGAGUUUCAUGACUGCAGUUGUGAAACGCUGCUAUAGAGAAUCCCUUCACCUUUACCUUGUUAAAAUGUAGUAAGAUUGUAUUUACUUUUUAACUCAGAAGUUUUUUAUGUGUAUAGAAGUGAUCUAAUGUGUUUCUACUGUCUACUGAAGUAGUAUGUGGGUAAUUAUAUUAUAAAAUAGAAUAAGUCUUUGCUUACUUCUUCAAGUGAGCCACAGUAAGCUGCAAACUGCAAAAUUAUGAAAAGUAACAAUGUCUUAGGCAGUGCCUAAGUGACAAACCUAAAAUGUUUUGUAACUAACUGAUUUAGAUUGGUAGGACCAAAUUUUUCUGGCUUAAAUGCCUCUGUUUACUUCUUAAUUGACUAUUAACUUUGACAUGAGUAACAGCUUAAGAUGAUCUAAGAAUUAAAUAAGCAUGUAAAUAUAGCAUUUAGCCUUUCCAGCCUUCCUAGAAUAAAUAUAUAUAUAUACUGCUUUAUAUAGAUAUAAAUUAGUCCAACCAGAGACAGUUUCUAGCCUGUGCCAUAUAAUGAUGUCUACUACAGUGUUCUUUCAACAAAAUCUUUGUUAGGAUUCUUUACAUGUACUAUUGAAAAAUCUAUGAUCAGUAUGCAACUGUCUUUGGUAACUUUUCAGUAAAUCUACAUUUUAGUUAUUAGUUUUUCCUUUUUUUUUUUUUUUUUUCUCUUUGACCUUAGCCUUUACAAGAGCUGCUGAUAAGUUCUAAGAUUUUCCUUACUUCUUUUUGCUAUUUUUCUUUUUCUUUUUAAAUAACUGGUGACUAGAAGUUAACCAGAAGAUGAGAUACAGGGACUUGAUCAUCUAAAAACAAUGUAAUCAGCUCCCAAGUCAUGUAGCAGACUGUAUUUAAAAUGGUAGUCUGUCUUAUUAGUUGCUAAAUCCCAUGCUUCUGUUUAACUACGGUUAGUGAAUUUUGAGGAUUUUUUAAAAAGGUGAAAAAUCAAGUAUUUUUCAUAAUCAAAUCUGGUUUUGAUAUUGCUCCACUUGGAUGAUUUUAGUGAGCAAAAACUACUUAAGCAGAACAUUACUAUAUGUUGAGAGGAAUUCUUCAGUGCUAAUAUUCAAAAUUGGAAUUGGGUACAUUAUACAUUCUCAGCAAUCUUUAUUCCUAGAAACCAGUUUUUCAGCAUCACCAAACUGAGUCAGACUAGGACUUUAGGAAAUAGGAAAAUUCACUAAUCUGAUGUUGAUUCCAUGGUGCGAGGGAUUGACUGACAUAAGGACCCAUGGUCAGAGUUCUCAGUAUUCCCUGUGUUUGAGUAGUGAAGGUAGAUCUAGAGGUGACUGUUCAUAUUUUACUUCUAAACAUGUGCCGAAGAAAUCUCGUCUUAAAAUUCUCAAUACUAGAAUUUUAAGUUAACAAAAUUUAAAAGUAAAGACUUGUGUUGUAAAUUGUACCUCAUAUCAAUAAGAGUAAAAGGUAGUCCAUAAUGAUGCAGCAUAAUAUAGCAAACCAAUUUUAUAAGAAAUUGUAAUACCAAGUUUAUUGCUGUAUUGGUAAAUCUUUAAAAGCAACAAAGGUCAAAGAUAAAGUCAUCAGACAUCCAGGAAUAUCCCUGAGCCAAGAAAGCCCUUUAGAAUAAUAGUGAAUUGUUUUUAAAUUAAUGUGUAGCAGUUGGGAGUUUGUCCACAUCCCUCCAUAACCAAGGGCCAGCAAGUAAUAGGAUUUUCUUCCAGCCAACCUUGCUCUUCACAAAGGGAGGAAGUAGUACCUUCUUAACCUGAAAUUUGUGGGUACAGCAGGUGGCCCCAGUUAAUGUUUACCUUCUCACUAUGUAAAAAACACUAAGCAAAUAGUGCAAAUAAAGUUUGAUCUUUUAAAGCAUUUUAGUAGCAGCUAGUUUUAUAUUUAAAAACAACGGUUAUUAUUUCUAAACCUCAUAUAACCCCUGUAGACAAAACUGUGUUAGAGUAUGUAUAUAAAAUUAGUUUAGCAGCAUUUAGUUAGAAAUACCUAAUUUUAACCUAAAUGAGCUCCUUCUUAUCUAAAAGUAGAGAUUUUAUUAUGUCAUUAUAAAAACCACUUCCUGUGCAAGGCCCUGAGUUUGGUUCUUGGCCCUGAAAAAUAUUAAAAAACAAUAA
Molecule: messenger RNA, 4878 nt
Organism: Sciurus carolinensis (gray squirrel)
Lineage: Eukaryota; Metazoa; Chordata; Mammalia; Rodentia; Sciuridae
Gene: Lrrc58
Product: leucine rich repeat containing 58
Exons: 4
Coding region: 104-1219 (371 amino acids)
Molecular function (GO): protein binding
Source: RefSeq, a predicted model, not a curated record